This is a messenger RNA of Cryphonectria parasitica EP155, 3172 nucleotides long. Its product is annotated as family 35 glycoside hydrolase. The coding region runs from base 1 to 3102 and encodes 1033 amino acids. Gene Ontology annotation, biological process: carbohydrate metabolic process. Gene Ontology annotation, cellular component: vacuole. The record is from RefSeq and is a predicted model, not a curated record. The transcript is spliced from 10 exons. Gene Ontology annotation, molecular function: beta-galactosidase activity. Lineage: Eukaryota; Fungi; Ascomycota; Sordariomycetes; Diaporthales; Cryphonectriaceae.
AUGAGGGGGGAGGACGUGUUGGAUGAGUGCUUUCCUGUCUUGCCUGUCGGAAGAACGACAACGACGACAAAUGCGACUGAGUGGCCUCUUCAUGAUGAUGGCCUGACGGAUUUAGUUGAAUGGGACCAUUACAGUUUCAAGAUUAAUGGGGAGAGACUGUUUAUCUUCUCUGGAGAGUUCCAUUACUGGCGUUUCCCAGUCCCUGAGCUCUGGCAAGACUUGCUUGAGAAGAUCAAAGCGGCAGGCUUUAAUGCCUUCUCCAUCUACUGCCACUGGGGCUAUCAUGCCGCCUCUGAAUCCACCCUCGACUUCACCACCGGCGCGCACAACUUCACUAGCAUCCUGACGCUCGCCAAGGAUCUUGGCCUGUAUGUCCUCGUACGGCCUGGACCAUAUAUCAAUGCCGAGACCAAUGCCGGAGGGUUUCCGCUCUGGGUCACAACAGGCGCCUACGGGACGCUGCGCAACAACGACACACGGUACACGGAAGCCUGGACACCGUACUGGACCGGGAUCUCGCAGCUGAUUGCACCUCACCUCAUCACCAACGGCGGCAAUGUGGUCCUGUUCCAGGUGGAGAACGAGCUGGGUGAGCAGUGGACCGACGUGACGACGCGGACGCCCGACGCGCCUGAGGACGACUACAUGGACCUGCUCGAGGCCAGCGCCCGCGCCAACGGCAUCAACAUCCCGCUUACGCACAACGACCCCAACAUGAACGCGUACAGCUGGAGCAAGGACUUUAGCAACGUCACGGGCAAUGUGGACGUCGUGGGGCUGGACAGCUACCCCAGCUGCUGGUCGUGUGAUCUCUCGGUCUGCACUGGUACCAACGGCGAGUAUGUGGCGUACAAGGUGGCCGAGUAUGAUGAGUACUUUGCCAGCUUCUCGCCCACGCAGCCCAACUACAUGCCUGAGUUCCAAGGCGGAAGCUACCUAUCGUUUGGUGGCCCAGAAGGAGGCUGCCCCGGAGACCUGGGCGUUGAGUUCGUAAACAUGUUCUACCGGAACCUGAUCUACCAGAGAGUCACGGCUGUGUCGCUGUAUAUGCUCUACGGCGGGACAAACUGGGGCUGGCUGGCAACACCGGUGGUGGGCACCAGCUACGACUAUUCGAGCCCCGUGAGCGAGAACCGGGUCAUCGGGUCCAAGUACUACGAGACAAAGCUCCUGACCAUGUUCACGCGCGUGGCCAAGGAACUGUCCGUGACGGAGCAGGUCUGGAGCGGACCCGGCCUGACAAGCAACCCGGCCAUCAACACGUCUGCACUACGCAACGAGGAGACGGGCGCCGGGUUCUACGUCGUCAUGCACGGCGACUCGACGUCGAGCUCAGUGGACACAUUCACUCUGGCUGUCAACACGUCCCGCGGAGCGCUGACCGUGCCGCAAUAUGGAGGCAGCAUCACCAUCAACGGGCACAACGCCAAGGUCCUGCCUACUGACUUCAAGUUUGGCAGCAAGAACCUGCUGUACUCGACCGCCGAGGUCCUGACGUACUCGGUCAUCGACGGCAGCGAGGUACUGGCUGUGUGGGUGCCCAGUGGGGAGUCGGGCGAGCUCGUGAUUGAGGGCGCCACCUCUGCGCGCCUGGCGGAGUCGUCGUCUUCUGCCUCCAACAGCUCUUCCUCGACGGCCGUCAGCAUUGUUCCUGGCAACGCCAGCGUGGCCAUCAACUUUUCCAACACCAAUGGCAUGACGGUUGUGGACCUGGGCGAUGGGUCGCGCGUGGUCAUCCUCGACCGGGACGCGGCGUACGUGUUCUGGGCGCCGAAUCUGAGCAACGACCCGAUGUACCCUGAGAACAGCACUGUACUCGUCCAGGGCCCAUACCUCGUCCGCUCGGCAUCCAUCACGUCCAACCAGACGCUGCAGCUCACAGGAGACGUCGACAACUCGACAGAGCCAAUCACCAUCUUUGCACCGUCCGUGAAAGCAGUGACGUGGAACGGAAAGCCACUCGCCAUCGCCAGCAGGGACGGUAACCUGCUGACUGCCACUGUGGACGGCCCUGCGGCCUUCACGCUGCCGGCUCUGACUGGUUGGAAGUGGUAUGACAGUCUGCCCGAGAUCCAGGCCAACUAUACCGUCUCCUCAACCACUUGGAUCACCGCCAACAUCACCAACAGCUCCAACCCGGUGCCUCCCGCCUCCAACAACCCAGUCCUCUACGUGGACGAGUACCACAUCCACGUAGGCACGCACAUCUACCGCGCCACCUUCCCCAGCGCCUCGCAGACAGGCGUCUACCUCAACAUCACAGGCGGCACCGCGUUCGGCUUCUCGGCCUGGCUGAACGGCGUGCUAGUCGGCUCGUUCCUCGGCAGCGCAGACCUGGCGACGGGCAACGCGACCUUCUCCUUUGCCAACGCCACGCUCGCGUCUGCAGAGGCAGGCGGGGAGAACGUCCUGGUGGUCGUCAUGGACAACUCAGGCCACGACGAGACGACAGGCGCGGUCACGGCGCGGGGCAUCUACAACGCGACGCUGCUCGGCGGCGCGGCAGGGCCGUACGCCUUCACGGACUGGAAGAUUGCCGGCACGGCGGGCGGAGAGAGCAACCUCGACCCCGUGCGAGGCCCCUACAACGAGGGCGGCCUGUGGGCGGAGCGCGUGGGCACACACCUCCCCGGCUACCCAGAAGACGGCUGGACGGCCAGCAACGCCACGACGCUCGCCGUGCCGGGGGCCGGGGUGCGUGUCUUCCGCACCGUGGCACCUCUUGCCGUGCCCUCUGGCCUGGACGUGUCCAUCUCGUUUGUGCUCGCGUCGCCCGGCAACGGGACGACCAGCAGCACCUUUGUGCCGACGAGCCCGGGGGCUACCAACGAGGUGCGCGUGCUGCUCUUUGUCAACGGGUAUCAGUAUGCGCGCUUCUAUCCGUACAUUGGCAACCAGAUCAACUUCCCUGUGCCCACGGGGGUGCUCAACUAUCAUGGAGACAAUACCAUUGCCGUGACGGUGUGGAGCCAGAGCGCCGAGGGGACGGAGGUGGAGGUGGACUGGGCGUUGGAGUAUGUGCAUACUACGGGCUAUGAUAUGGCGUUUGAUGCCGAGUAUCUGCGGCCGGGGUGGACGCAAGAUCGGCUGGCUUAUAAUUGAGGAAAGGGGGAAGCAGUAGUAUAGGAGAGUAGAGUUAAUAUUAUAAGCUGGGCUUUCAGGCCUGUCUGAG